AUGAGAUUAAAUUUCAAUUCCCUAGCAAGUUCAAUCAUAUUGAUAUUGGGAAAAAGGGAGUGUUUAAUUUCAAUUUAUGCUGAUCCGGAUGAUAAGGGCAUUAAUGUCCAAAUGAUGGUUGAUGAAGAUGAGGAUAAUAAAGGAAGUAUUCGGAAUAGUAAUGGAGGGCUUCUCAUCACUGAAAACAUGCUGGAACAAAUGAAGAAUGGGGAGUUAAAGAACAAGGUGAAUAUGAUCACUCCCAUAUUGCCUUUGGAUGAAUCAAAAGCUAAUGAACCUGUGUCAUAUGCUGAGAAAGUUAGUGGGAAGAAGCUCAAUGCAGCAAACCUUAUUUCUAAGGUUAAGAAGAAUGCGGAAUUACCUGAAGGAGUGGUGGAAAUGCCAAUAUGUGAUAUUCUUAAAGGUUGCAGCCCCUUUAAGACCACCCUUUAUGGAUAUUUCAUUGACAAACAUGUUAAUUUCUUUAAUGUUAACAAGUUUGCUCACAACACAUGGAAAAAACAUGGAUUAGAAGAAGUGAUGGUAAAUGAUGAAGGAAUUUAUUUUUUCAGAUUUAGCACUGAACAAGGCAUGAAUUCUGUGUUAGAGGGAGGAGUUUGGAUGAUUUUUGACAGUGCUCUUGUUGUUAGAAGAUGGACCACUGGUGUAAGCUCAGCUAAAGAUCAACAUGACAAAGUUCCUGUUUGGGUCAAAAUAUAUAAUGUUCCUCUUGAAUAUUGGAAUGGAACAGGACUGAGUCACAUUGCUUGGGAGAUUGGAAAGCCAUUGGAUGUUGAUGCUCAUACAGCAAAAAUGUGUCAAGAGCAUUGGGGAAGACCGGCCUUCAUGAGAAUUCUAAUAGAAAUGUCUGCUGCUAAAGAUUGGCUUACAGAAGUUCAUGUGUAUUCUUCGGAUCUUACUACAGGUGAAAGAAUUCUGUCAAAAUGCAAAAUUGAAUAUGCUUGGAAUCCUUCCAAAUGCUCCCACUGUAAGGUCUAUGGGCAUAAAGAUAAUACUUGUGGCAUUUUAAUAGCUAAGGAGGCCAACGUUACAGUGAAUUCUAAACUUGAUGAUCAAAAUAAGGAUGGGACUAAAGUUGAUUUAAUGGAAGUUCUUAUUGCGAGCACAAAAAAAGUUGAAGAAGAUAAAGAUGGGUUCCAAACGGUGGUUAAAAGAAAUAAAGGAAUAAAUACAGGAGAAAAGAACAAGGAAGGAAAUGGGAUCAAAAAUCAGAAUUUUUCUCAAGGGCAUUUUGGGAAAAAUCAAGGCAAUGGAAGGAAUGCGGCUAGAAAUUCUGCUGGAAAUCAGGGGCAAAAAGGGAAUAGUGGAGAAAAAAACUCUGUUGGAAACCAGGGGCAAAAAGGGAAUAAUUUCGAAAAAAAUGGAAACAAUUUUGGCGGUAAUCAAUGGAAUAAGGGUAAAGGAAUCCAGGGGCAAAAUGGGAAGAAUCAAUAUGCGAGUGGAAGAUCCUUCGGUCUUAAUUUUGAACAGGGGCAGAAUAGUAAAAGUUCUAAUGGUUCGAGCAGAAAUAUUAUUGCUAGGACUGGCGCAGGAGGGAAUAAUGUUCAGGGGAUUUCGCAUGCUUUCUCCUCUCACAAAGAUCCGAAUUUGAUUCCUGAAAAUAGAAAAAACUUAGGCAGUGGGCUGAAGUAUGUUCCAAAGUCUAGAGAUGAUUUUAAGAUUAGCUCUAACUUUGAUAAAAGUCCAAAAGUUGAGAAAUAUCAAGAUCCUGCGAUUAUUUUAUCUAGCAAUAAAUUUGAGGUUUUAAAGGGUUUGGAAGAUGACAACCAAUUGGAUUAUUCCAGGAAAUGUAUGCAAGAUAUUGAUCUUGAUUACUUGGAUAAUGUUGAUCAAAUGGAAGUUAUAGGAGCUAUUCUUGAAUCUCAAGUUAGCUUGAAUAAACUUAAUGAGAAGUGUGAUAAUAUCUUUGGGAAUUGGAAGUGGACUGCUGUCAAGGGGAAUUUAGGGAGUACUUUCCGCAUUAUUUUGGGAUGGAAUCCUCUCCUCUUUGAUUUUAACUUGAUUGAUCAAUGCGAUCAAGUUAUUCAUUGUAAAGUUUGGUUUCCUUCAAACAACAAAUUUGUUUACUGUUCCAUUGUUUAUGCUGCCAAUAAGUACAUUGAUAGAAGAGCUUUGUGGUCUUCCCUUGUGCAUCAUAAAGGUCUUGUCAAUGAAGAUCCAUGGAUUAUUGGGGGUGAUUUUAAUGUUACCCUCAAUCCUAGUGAAAGCUCUGCUGGAUCUUCCAAAUUCACUAAAGGGAUGGUGGAAUUUCAUGACUGCAUUAAUACUCUUGAAAUUCAAGAUAUUAAUUGUAACAGAUUGAAUUUUACUUGGAAUCAAAAACCGAAAGGAUUAAAUGGAAUUAUGAAGAAACUUGAUCGUGUCAUGGGCAACUGCAAACUUCUGGAUCAAUUUCCUUCUAUCUGUGCUUCAUUUCUUCCUUAUGGGAUUUCUGAUCAUAGUCCGGUCAUCAUUAAAAUUCCUUCAAGAUCUAAAUUUAAGGUGCUUCCUUUUAAAUUUCCCAAUGUUCUUACCCUCUGUCCUGAGCUGAAUUUGAUUGUUGAAAGGCACUGGAAUCUUGAUAUUCAAGGAGUUAAAAUGUUUAUUUUAACGCAAAAGCUUAAAAGUCUCAAGAAGCCAAUUCGCAAACUCUUAAAGAUGCAGGGAAAUUUUUCGGAAAAUGUUAACCAUUUUCGAAAAGAGCUGGAAUCGGUUCAAGUGGAUUUGGAUUCGGAUCCUUAUAAUUCUCAUCUUCGUGAGCUGGAAGCUAUUUUUCUUGGUGAAUUCAAGAUAGCUCAUGAUAAGGAGGAGAAAUUUUUAAAACAAAAAGCUAAAAUCCAGUGGCUAAAGGAGGGUGACAGCAAUUCUAAAUUUUUUCAUAGAAUUGUUAAAGGGAAAAUGCACAAAAACAUAAUUGAGGCUAUUAUGAAUUGUCAUGGAGAGUGGCUGGAAGGGGAGGCUAUUUAUAAAGAAUUUGUUGACUACUUCCAGGAUUUUCUUGGAAAAGAGGUGACUUGCGAUGAGAUCUAUCUUCCGGAUUCCCUUUUUAUUAAUAAACUGGACCUUGUUGAUGUUGUGGAUAUGGUCAAGAUUGUUUCAAAUGAAGAAAUUAAAACUGCUCUUUUUGACAUUGAUGAUGAUAAAGCUCCUGGACCGGAUGGGUACUCGGCUAAGUUUUUCAAAUCCAUGUGGUCUAUUAUUGGCGAGGAUUUCUGUUCGGCUGUCAAGGAAUUUUUUGCUAAUGGCAAAAUGCUCAAGGAAAUAAAUUCUACUGUCAUUGCUUUAGUCCCUAAAGUUAAUUCUCCUGGGAAAGUUAGUGACUUUAGACCUAUUUCAUGUUGUUCUGUCAUUUACAAAUGCAUCAGUAAGCUCAUUGUGGGAAGAAUAAGAAACCAUUUGGGUUCUAUUGUUGCGGAUAACCAAUCUGCUUUUAUUCCGGGUAGAUCCAUCACAGACAAUAUUCUUCUUUCCCAAGAAUUGGUUAGGGGUUAUCACAGAGAUCGCGGUUAUUCUAGAUGUGCUCUUAAAGUUGAUAUCCAGAAAGCGUAUGACACGGUGAAUUGGUCAUUUCUUCAAAAUAUCCUUUUUCACUUUGGAUUCCAUCCGACAAUGAUAAAAUGGAUCAUGCAGUGUGUGAGCUCUCCUUCAUACAUGAUUAGUAUGAAUGGAUCCUUUCAUGGAUAUUUUGAUGGAAAAAGAGGUCUUCGUCAGGGCUGCCCUUUAUCUCCGUAUCUUUUUACCCUGGUGAUGGAAAGUUUCAAUUUGAUUUUUCAAAGAAGAAUAAGGAAUGAGCCUUUGUUCAAGUUUCAUUGGAAGUGCAAGCAUCUUAAAAUCACACACUUGUGUUUUGCGGAUGAUCUAAUGAUCUUCUGUCAUGGUAAUAAAGCCUCGGUCAGGGUUAUUAAAGACAGCCUUGACGAAUUUGCUAAAGUUGCAGGCCUUCACCCAAAUUUUUCUAAAAGCCAUAUUUUUUUUGGGAAUGUCAAGGCUGAUGUUAAAAGGAAAAUUCUUGACACUCUUCCCUUUGUUGAAGGGAAACUUCCAAUGAGAUAUUUGGGUAUUCCUCUCAUUUCUACAAGAUUGUUUAUUCGAGACUGCAAAAGACUUGUUGAUAAAGUCCGAUGUAGAAUUGGUGAUUGGAGAAACAAAUAUCUCUCUUAUGCGGGAAGACUUCAGCUCAUAUCUUCGGUUUUGUUCUCCCUUCCUGUUUAUUGGGCUUCUUGUUUGCUUAUUCCGGCUUCUAUUACCAAGGAAAUUGAGAAACUGAUGAAGAAUUUUUUGUGGGACUAUGAUGAAUCCAAGAAGGGAAGAGCUAAAAUAUCAUGGUCUUCCAUCUGUAAACCUGUUGAGAAUGGGGGUUGGGUCUCAGAAAUCUUAGAGUUUGGAAUAAAGCUAUUCUAUCUAAAAGAAUAUGGAUGA
Molecule: messenger RNA, 4398 nt
Organism: Lactuca saligna
Lineage: Eukaryota; Viridiplantae; Streptophyta; Magnoliopsida; Asterales; Asteraceae
Source: the annotation of a GenBank genome assembly